GGGGGAAAGUAGAGAGAGAGAGAGAGAGCUAAAAAGGGUAAGGAGAGAGAGUUUUAAUUUGUGGAGCGAAAUGGAUGCGGCAUUGUCGUCCAUCUCUCCAAAGAGCUCAAGCGCAUCAUCACUGCCACUGCUUUCAUCCUCCAACAACUAUCGCCCUGCCGUUAUUCUCCCAGGCUUAGGGAACAACUCCGGUGACUACCAGAGUUUGAAGCAAACGCUGAACGACAAGUACGGCGUGGCCACCGUGGUGGCCAAGGUGUCGAGGCUUGAUUGGUUCCGCAACGCUGCUGGUUUGCUCGACCGCAAUUAUUGGCGUGGCACUCUGCUACCCAGACCUGUCCUCGAUUGGUAUUUGGAGAGGGUUCACGAUGCUGUUCAAGAGGCUAAGGAGGGUGCUGCAAAUGGAACUGUGUCUUUGAUUGGACACUCGGCAGGAGGAUGGCUCGCGCGUGUCUAUAUGGAAGAAUUUGGAGUGUCCAACGAUAUAUCCCUCUUAUUGACCCUUGGAACUCCUCAUCUACCACCCCCGAAAGGCGUGCAAGGGGUUAUUGAUCAAACGCGGGGUCUCCUUGAUUAUGUUGAACAAAAUUGCUCCAAACCUGUUUACACCCCUCAGGCUCAAGUCAAGUAUGUAUGUAUAGCAGGAAGGUAUAUUAAAGGAGCAAGGCUUUUUGGCAACUCCAAUCCAAAUCCAGAUAUUGAGGGCGAGGCUCAGCUAGUAUCCGAUGCUGCUAUUCUCACCACCUAUCCAUCUAAAUCUAAUACAACAUUACGUGCUCGCUUUGUGGGGCAAGGAUACAAACAGGUUUGUGGCCAAGCAGAUGUAUGGGGCGAUGGUGUUGUACCAGAAGUAUCAGCUCAUCUUGAGGGUGCACUUAACAUUAGCUUCCAUGGAGUUUAUCACUCGCCAGUUGGUGCAGAUGAUGCAACCAGACCAUGGUAUGGUUCACCUCAUGUCUUGGACCAAUGGGUACAACACCUUCUUAAUUAAUUUUCAAAUGUUUCACCACUUCAUCUAUGUAUUGUUUAAUCUGUUACCAAGUCAUUGUUUUAUCAUUCUAUAUAUAGCCUCUCCUUCCUCUGGCUCCUUCUGUAAUUUAUUGUUACCUUUUCUAAUUAACACGUGUUAUUUUGUCUUGAGAGUUGAGAUGAGAUCAUCAAUUCACUUAACUGGAGCUCAUUCAUGUUAGAGACUUAGAGUUGUGAGACUUUUUGUCUUUUGAAUAAGUAGAGUCUUUGCUGUUACAGACUUUUCUCCUUAUUUUUUCUGUUUUUUAGUUAGUUAUUGCUAUCCCAAUAAAAUCUUAGUAUUUGAGAUUUUUUAA
Molecule: messenger RNA, 1325 nt
Organism: Glycine soja
Lineage: Eukaryota; Viridiplantae; Streptophyta; Magnoliopsida; Fabales; Fabaceae
Exons: 3
Coding region: 71-991 (306 amino acids)
Cellular component (GO): chloroplast
Molecular function (GO): hydrolase activity, acting on ester bonds
Source: RefSeq, a predicted model, not a curated record